Messenger RNA from Chlorocebus sabaeus (green monkey), 2430 nucleotides. It is a transcript of the gene SERPINE2, whose product is annotated as serpin family E member 2. The record is from RefSeq and is a predicted model, not a curated record. Gene Ontology annotation, biological process: negative regulation of plasminogen activation; negative regulation of endopeptidase activity. Gene Ontology annotation, molecular function: serine-type endopeptidase inhibitor activity. NCBI's taxonomy places the organism in Eukaryota, Metazoa, Chordata, Mammalia, Primates, Cercopithecidae.
GCCACCUCACACACCCCCAUCCGGGAGACCCACGUGCAGCCAGGCCCGGGCUGGCGCUGCACCUCGGGGUCUGCGCGUCUCCCCGGCGCGUUCCGAGCGCAGCCCCGCGACAGGGACCCCUCCGGGAGCGGCAUCCGAGAGGUCGCGGGCGGAGAGGGGGCGUCCCGGAGGCCGGGCGCGGGGAAGCUGAGGCCCGCGGCCACACAAAGGAGGCGGCGGGAAGGCGGGGCGAGGCGGGCCGGGGGCGGGGGCGGCAGGAAGGGGCGGGGGCCCGCGCGGCGCCGCCGAUAAAGCCCCCGCCGCCGCGGCAGCCAGCUCGCGCUGUGGGGCUGCCCGGGCUGCGCGGCGUCUGCAGGCGCCACCGCUGCCUCUUUCCGGCUGUGACCCUCCUCGUCGCCGCUUCGCUCCGUCCUCUGACUCCCCGCGCCGCCGAGACCAAGCUCCCGCUCUAGUUGCGGCCGCACCGCCCUCCGCGGCCGCCCCCUGGGGAUCCAGCGAGCGCGGUCGUCCUUGGCGGAAGGAACCAUGAACUGGCAUUUCCCCCUCUUCCUGUUGGCCUCUGUGACGCUGCCCUCCAUCUGCUCCCACUUCAACCCUCUGUCUCUCGAGGAACUAGGGUCCAACACGGGGAUCCAGGUUUUCAAUCAGAUUGUCAAGUCGAGGCCUCAUGACAACAUCGUGAUCUCUCCCCAUGGGAUUGCGUCAGUCCUGGGGAUGCUUCAGCUGGGGGCAGACGGCAGGACCAAGAAGCAGCUCACCACGGUGAUGAGAUACGGCGUGAAUGGAGUUGGUAAAAUAUUAAAGAAGAUCAACAAGGCCAUCGUCUCCAAGAAGAAUAAAGACAUUGUGACAGUGGCUAACGCCGUGUUUGUUAAGAAUGCCUCUGAAAUUGAAGUGCCUUUUGUGACAAGGAACAAAGAUGUGUUCCAGUGUGAGGUCCGGAAUGUGAACUUUGAGGAUCCAGCCUCUGCCUGUGAUUCCAUCAAUGCAUGGGUUAAAAACGAAACUAGAGAUAUGAUUGACAAUCUGCUGUCCCCAGAUCUUAUUGAUGGUGUGCUCACCAAACUGGUCCUCGUCAACGCAGUGUAUUUCAAGGGUCUGUGGAAAUCACGGUUCCAACCUGAGAACACAAAGAAACGCACUUUCAUGGCAGCCGAUGGGAAAUCCUAUCAAGUGCCAAUGCUGGCCCAGCUCUCCGUGUUCCGGUCUGGGUCGACAAGUGCCCCCAAUGAUUUAUGGUACAACUUCAUUGAACUGCCCUACCACGGGGAAAGCAUCAGCAUGCUGAUUGCACUGCCGACCGAGAGCUCCACUCCGCUGUCUGCCAUCAUCCCACACAUCAGCGCCAAGACCAUAGACAGCUGGAUGAGCAUCAUGGUGCCCAAGAGGGUGCAGGUGAUCCUGCCCAAGUUCACAGCUGUAGCACAAACAGAUUUGAAGGAGCCGCUGAAAGCCCUUGGCAUUACCGACAUGUUUGAUUCAUCAAAGGCAAAUUUUACAAAAAUAACAAGGUCAGAAAACCUCCAUGUUUCUCAUAUCUUGCAAAAAGCAAAAAUUGAAGUCAGUGAAGAUGGAACCAAAGCUUCAGCAGCAACAACUGCAAUUCUAAUUGCAAGAUCAUCGCCUCCCUGGUUUAUAGUAGACAGACCUUUUCUGUUUUUCAUCCGACAUAAUCCUACAGGUGCUGUGUUAUUCAUGGGGCAGAUAAACAAACCCUGAAGAGUACACAAAAGAAACCAUGCAAAGGAACGACUACUUUGCUACAAAGAAAGACUCCUUUCCUGCAUCUUUCAUAGUUCUGUUAAAUAUUUUUGUACAUCGCUUCUUUUUCAAAACUAGUUCUUAGGAACAGACUCGAUGCAAGCGUUUCUGUUCUGGGAGGUAUUGGAGGGAAAAAACAAGCAGGAUGGCUGGAACACUGUACUGAGGAAUGACUAGAAAGGCUUUGAAAUGUCUAAAAGAUUCUUUAAACUACUGAACUGUUACCUAGGUUAACAACCCUCUUGAGUAUUUGCUGUUUGUCCAGUUCAGGAAUUUUUGUUUUGUUUUGUCUAUAUGUGCGGCUUCUCAGAAGAAAUUUAAUCAGUGUGACAGAAAAAGAAAUGUUUUAUGGUAGCUUUUACUUUUUAUGAAAAAAAUAUUAUUUGCCUUUUAAAUUCUUUUCCCCCAUCCCCCUCCAAAGUCUUGAUAGCAAGCAUUAUUUUGGGGGUAGAAACGGUGAAAUCUCUAGCCUCUUUGUGUUUUUGUUGUUGUUGUUGUUGUUUUAUAUAAUGCAUGUAUUCACUAAAAUAAAGUUUAAAAAACCCAUGUCUUGCUAGACAAGGUUGCUGUUGUGCAGUGUGCCUGUCACUACUGGUCUGUACUCCUUGGAUUUGCAUUUUUGUAUUUUGUACAAAGUAAAAAUAAACUGUUAUGAGUAGUAAAAAUAAA